AUGAUAAAUCCAAAAUUGGACAAUGAAACAAAACGGUACUUCUAUGAGAGAUGCAAAGUCCUAUUCUUUCUCGGUGCGCCCAAUUUUUGGUAUAGUGAUUUGGACAUGCCAAAUUUUCUGAAGAAGAUCUACUUUUACCUAUCAAAGUUCAUGGAUGCAGCAGUAAUUCUGCUCAUUAUAUUGGAAUGGUUCGCGUUUUGGACGCAAAAUAAUUUGAAUGAGAAGCAAACAGCAGAUUUAAUCCUGUUUUCAUUUUCUCAUCCUGUAAUUUUUUCGUUCGUCUUGAGUCUGUAUUACUAUCUGGAGGAUAUAAAAGUGGUAUUGUAUAUUUUGACGCAUAAGUUGAAGGUCUUCAAUGACAAAGAGGUUGAGCGAGAGAUGGUCAAAAGAGCGAACAUUUUCUCGUACUUUUAUACUGCUCUUACAAGCAUGGCGCUCGUGUUCUAUGGCAUCGAUGGCAUUAUACAAGUUGCUUUUGCAGACGGGACCUUCGUCACUGUAAUAACGGUGUGGCCUGAUGUAAACGAGCAAGGCCUUCUACCUGACUUCGUCAGAAUCAUCAACUAUAUUGUCUGGUGGAUCUUCUUAUUUCGCAUCACAACUGUCUACGCAUUCGUCAUUCCCGUCACGGUGUGUCUGAGUCAUCAGUACAAGAACCUGUGCAGUUACUUCUACCAUCUCAACGACAUAUUCAAAGAAGAGCUAACUCAGGAAGAAAAGGAGAAGAAGUUUCUAGAAGGCGUCGUAGUCGGGAUCAAUUUACACGCGAACACUUUGUGGAUCAAAGAUGAAACUGUGAAAAUAUUCAGCAUUGUGUUCAGCGGGCAGAUAUUGGUGAACAUAACAGUACUGAUUCAGCUGAUGUCUCAGGUCAUUAGUUCAGAACACACUUUCGGAAAUGCUCUGGCGUCGCUCAGCACCACCUCGGCCAUGCUGAUCAGCACUGGUUGCAUCAUGUGGACCGCUGGUGACGUCACUGUUGAGGCUUCGAAGCUGGCGACGGCGAUGUUCAGCUCGGGCUGGCAAAAUUGCGCAGGCGCAAGCGAGCGGCGCGUGCGAUCCUUACUGCUCAUCGCAAUGUGGCAGAGUCAGAGGCCAGUGAUAAUAAAAUGCCUUGGCAUUAUAAGAGUAUCGUACGAGUCGUAUGUGUCGAUCGUCAGGUCAUCCUACUCGGUAUUUUCAGUUUUAUACUAG
Messenger RNA from Pectinophora gossypiella (pink bollworm), 1194 nucleotides. RefSeq lists its product as uncharacterized. Lineage: Eukaryota; Metazoa; Arthropoda; Insecta; Lepidoptera; Gelechiidae. Bases 1 to 1194 code for a protein of 397 amino acids. Gene Ontology annotation, cellular component: plasma membrane. Gene Ontology annotation, molecular function: olfactory receptor activity; odorant binding. Gene Ontology annotation, biological process: detection of chemical stimulus involved in sensory perception of smell; sensory perception of smell. The record is from RefSeq and is a predicted model, not a curated record. The transcript has 7 exons.